Messenger RNA from Camellia sinensis, 673 nucleotides. Lineage: Eukaryota; Viridiplantae; Streptophyta; Magnoliopsida; Ericales; Theaceae. The record is from RefSeq and is a predicted model, not a curated record.
ACAAUGAAAGGAACAAAACUUUCGAAGUAGCAGAUGACUCCCCAAACCUCAUUUUCUCUCUCAUGUCGAAAACCCUUCUCUCCCGCAUCAAACCUCGUCACAACCCCAAACCCAGUUCUUCCCCUUCCUUCUCCUUCAAACCCCACAUCAAGCGACUCGUCAACGAACUCUGUGACAUCCUCAAAACCCACCACCACAAUCAAUGGCAAGACACCCUCGAAACCCACCUCUCCGAAGAAGAAAUCGUCCCAUCUGACAUUGCCCAUUUGGUGCUCGACAGAAAAAAAAUUAAAGCCUGAUCUCCCUUGUCUCUAUCUAAAAAAAGCCCUAAUCUGUGUCUCUCUAUGUUGGCCCGCCCCUCCCUCUUUCUGUAUUCUCUCUCUCAAUCGGUGCCCACUCUCUCUAGCUCACCGAAGUCCCUUACCACCAUUGCUCACGUCCGUCGCACAUCGCCAUCGACAUCGCCCUCUGUCUAAUGGACUCCUCACUUCUGGGCCGUGGAAGCAGGGUUGGAGGGUGAGAUACGAAGGGAACGAGUGGGAUUCGGAGACCUUGAAGGUUUUUGUGGUCCCUCAUUCGCAUAAUGACCCGGGUUGGAAGCUCACUGUUGAGGAGUAUUAUGAUCGACAGUCGAGGCAUAUUCUUGAUACCAUCGUCGAGGCUCUUUCGAAGG